AUGGUUUCCCAAUUCCCACAGCAGUUGGACACGAUGCGCUUCCAAACCCCCACUGGACAGGCGGCGCUCAUCAGGAGGUUGGGUUUGGCAAUGGACCCGCAGCGCUUCCCGCCAGAGUUCUUCCAGCGUGAGGACGAUACCAACGACGCCGAGUUCUUCACCAUGCCCCGCCUGGUCGUGCAUAUCGACGACGGAGCCAUCGUGGCCGUUGGCCGGCUCUUCCAGCAACUGAUCCCGGAGGACGCCGAGGUGCUGGACCUGAUGAGCAGUUGGCGCACCCACUGGCCGGAGGAGCACCCCCGCCGCCGCAUCGUGGGCCUCGGCAUGAACGCCACCGAGAUGGCCGACAACCCUCAGCUCAACGAAUACCUGCUCAAGGACAUCAACGCAGACCCAUCCCUGCCCUUCGAGGACGCAUCCUUCGACGCCGUGGUCAUCACGGUGUCCGUGCAAUAUCUGACCCAGCCGGUGAUCGUUUUCUCUGAAGUCUCCCGUAUCCUCCGGCCCGGCGGCGUGUUCAUCGUCACCUUCUCCAACCGCUGCUUCCCCACCAAGGCCGUCCGCGUCUGGCGCUCCAGCAACGACGAGGACCACGUCGAGCUUGUGUCCUCCUACAUGCAGCACGCCGGCGGUUUCAACGGGGUGCGCGGCGGCAUCGCGAACCCCGAUAUGGCGCCGCCGGGAGACCCGCUGUUCGCGGUGUUUGCCUACAAGGAAACAGACCCAGAGGGCAGGGAGAGGUAG
Messenger RNA from Geodia barretti, 744 nucleotides. The record is from the annotation of a GenBank genome assembly. NCBI's taxonomy places the organism in Eukaryota, Metazoa, Porifera, Demospongiae, Tetractinellida, Geodiidae.